CCUUAAACCCACACCAUUUCAAAGGUGUUCGGGAAUGAGAAUUUGAGAUCUGAGAUUCGUUUGAUGCAGUUAUGCUUUGAGGAUAAUUAGGGAUUUUUUUUCUACUCAUAGAAGUUAGUUUUAUCUUCAAUUUGGUUUCAAGAAUGGAUAGGGAAUAGGUUUGUUUUGGGUCUUCAAAUACAAGUUUGUAAAGAGUAACCAACACUAGAGAUUGGAAUGAAAAGUUUGAGUUGAUAUCGCAGGUGCCAAGGGCUGUGGUUUCGCUAUUCUACCUCCUCUUCUCUGAAUCCUCUUUCGCUUCAGGAAGAUGGCAUCUGCGAAUGGGAGGGGCUAUUAUUGUGUUCCUGGCUACAUGCGGUGUCCUAUUGGUAGGAUGGAAGUCUGGGGCCAAAGAAUCUCUGAAAGAUCAAGUAGGGGGUGUUCCGAGGGCAGACCUUAGUGCAACGGUAUGGUGGCUUCAUUGUAACUUGGUGGCCACUUCAAGUCCGGAAACAGCCUCUCCAUGAAGCAGGGAAGGGAUCAUCCUGUGUAACAGCAUGGAGGCUAUAGCUGAGUCGCCUAAACAUCAGAAGAGAGAUAAUGGUGAAUACUAUUGGAAAACGGCAGGGGAAGAGGAAGAGACUUGGUCCGUACUUCCAGAUCACCUUUUAUGGAUGAUCAGAGAAAGGCUAAAUUUUGUUCAGAAUUUGUACGUGGCUGCUGUCUGUAAGAAUUGGUGGUCCGCAUCUCCAACUUGCUCCAACAUUACCACCACCAGGUUCUCAUUGCCAUGGAUCAUGGGUUAUAGGGGUCAUGAUAGCACUGAACAAGAGUUCAUAGAUCCCUGGUACAGAAAGAAAUAUGUCAGUAAUCUCCCAGAUCUCUCCGGAGCCCGUGUCAUUUACUCAAAAGAAGGAUGGCUGCUUGUACUUAAGACAAUUGGAGUGGAAAACAGAAUGGGACCAACACUAACAAGAACGAAGUCAAUUGAAGGAAGUAAGGAAUGUUCUCCUUUCUUACUCAACCCUCUUACUAAAGCCAAAAUUGAGUUGCCAAAACUGCCUUAUGCAUAUGUGCUAGCUGGAACAUUCUCUAUCAUCGAUGGUGCUAUUGGCCAUGUGGCUUUUGCUGCUUAUGAUGAUGGUGUGAUCUUCCCUUCAAGUGGGGACUCAGAUUCUCCAAAUCUCUUUAUUGCCAACCUGAGGGACAGAAGUGGAGAUGAUGAAACAUCAUGGAUGUGGUUCAAGUAUACACCAUCUUUUGGGGUUGGAAAUAUAGACCGUGUGGUUGGUUUCUUAAUUAUUGGGGCUUUGUUGUACCUCUUUGAUGCCAAGGCAGGGAUGUUUGUUUUUGACUUGUUAACUCUUGCAUGGAAAGAGUACCGGAGAUUUGGAAAUGUUGACAUAUUCAGUUACAUUUUGGAGUGCGAGGGGGAAAUCAUAGAUAUGCAUAUGAAUGAAUGGAGGGAUGGUUUUAGAUUUUUCAAGUUGAAUCUGAAUGACUCCUCAGAUAGUGAGGUUGAUUGGGUGGAGCUAAAAGAUGAUGAUGUACUCAUACAGGACAGGGUUUGGUUCACUGGACAGAGGUCUAGCUCUUCUUUUACAAGAAAAGUAAAAUUGGAUGAAGGAAGCUCAAUGAAGAAAAUAGUCUACCACAAUAGAGUCAUCUUCCAGCAGGAUUAUAGAGCAGCUAAGUGGAUUUUCAGCAAGGUUGAAUUUGAUGGCUUGGAGAAAUCGGGUGUAUAUGUUGAUCAAAAGCAUCAUUACCUUCCACUUUGGGUGGACAUUAGUUAAGAUUUGUAUUAUAUGAAAAAGUACGUACCCAGUGCACAAGGCAUCGGCAUCUGUGAGGUCCAGAGGCGAGAACUACGCGAUUUUUAUUAUAUUAUAUAUGUCUAACAUUUACUAUUAAAAUAUU
This is a messenger RNA of Macadamia integrifolia, 1896 nucleotides long. RefSeq lists its product as uncharacterized. The record is from RefSeq and is a predicted model, not a curated record. The coding region runs from base 537 to 1772 and encodes 411 amino acids. NCBI's taxonomy places the organism in Eukaryota, Viridiplantae, Streptophyta, Magnoliopsida, Proteales, Proteaceae. The transcript is spliced from 3 exons. Gene Ontology annotation, molecular function: protein binding.